AUGAGCAUCAAUGUUUGGAAGAGAGACAGCGAGACCUUUAACCCCAAGAACACCACCCCUACUGUCCAGCAUGUUACUUCUUAUGUUACUGCAUUACUGAGAAAAGUAGAGGUAAAGGUAACAGAUAGUAGACCUCGUGUGUGUGUGUGUGUGUGUGUGUGUCUGUGUGUGUGUGUGAGACCAGACGCACCAGGCACAACUCAGGCUUUGCUGCUAACAGAAGGCUCCAUCUCUGCAGUCCAGCCUGCCUCACUCUCUGAUCUCAGCAACAUUACAGUUAUAGUUCUUAGUCACAACCAUAUCUCAGUGCUGAGUGAACAGUCCUUCAGAACCCUGCCGUUCCUACACACCUUACUGCUGGACCACAACCUCCUGACCAGCCAAGCUCUACAAGGGGGAGCUCUGACCAAUCUAACCCAGCUGGAAGUCCUCGCCCUAGGCCACAACCUCAUCAGCGUGAUCCGAGCUGGCUGGCUUAAAGGUAGCAGAGCGCUGCGGAGCCUGAAACUGGAGGGAAACCUGCUCACCAGUUUGGACUCUGAUUCCUUCUCUCUGAAUGAUCUCAAACAUCUGGAGAGUCUGGAUCUGUCAGAUAACUUGAUAGACCAUCUCGAUAGGGACAGCUUCAGUGGGUUGAUGAGCCUGCAGAGUGUAGAUCUUUCCAGAAACCAUCUGAGUUCUGCACCUGCUGAGGCUUUUUCCUAUCUCAACUGGCUGACAAACCUCAACCUCGAUCGCAACUUAUGGAACUGUUCCUGUCAGCUGCUAGAGCUGGCUGCCUUCCUGUCCACCUUCAUGCAACAACCAGACAAGACUAUCUAUAAUGGUCGUAGGAUGGUGUGUGUGAGCGCUGACAAUCCAGCUGUAACCACAGUGCUGGAGCUGACUGAGGCCAACUGUGUUCCACCGAAUCAGAACAUUACAGUGCAGAUUGAGACAAGAGGCAGUGUGAUGCCGCAACUGUAUGCCCGAGAUCUGGCCAUCACAGCAGUCACCUGCUUUAUUGGUGGGAUUUGCUUGACCCUGCUGGUCGUCCUGAUCAUCUAUCAAGUGUCUUUAAGGAAGAAACUGAAUGAAGGCAAAAUACAGAAAGAGGAAGAUGAGGGAAGCAGCACAAUGGAAAAUCACCAUCGCAAUCACAUAGAUAUUAGUGAGAAGAGAAAGGACCCAUUCUUGCAAGCAAAUAGCAGCCAGUCUUGGGAGAAGGAAUUCAUGACCUUGGAUGUAAGGACAAAUGGCCAUGGUCAACAGCUUAGAUCCAGACCUGAUGAAAAUGGCAUCCAAUUUUGGUGUCUGGACUGUAGAACCAAAGGACAGAGAGGGAUGGGGCCAGACCCAAUGAGGUGGACCAACAGGAUAAGUGGAGGGAUGGAUGCAGAGGAUGAAAUAAGGAAGAGGGGAGUGAGGAUGAUGACAGAGGAAGAAAAGAAGAGGCUUGGGACUCAGCAGGAGCUCGUGGGCAGGGACUUUCCCAACAAGCUUCUCUCUCAUGGCAACCACAACUCCUUCUCUCAUCCACAAAAAGAAACACUCAGUCAAAGACCUGAAACCUUGGCUGCCUAUGGAGAGAUUGAAGAGAACUACCGGACUGACUUGGAAGUUCAGAGCAAUGGACGUGAGACUUUACACUGCGAGAGCUGCCACAGGACAUACAGAGCACAAGAGCAGAACAUGAGACAUGGUAGGAUUAACACCAACAUAAGAGACUCUGCUCUGUUUGAUGGACUCCCUCCUCAGUUCAGACAGGUUGACAGGGAAAGGUAUGUUAACCACAACCAUUUUGACAUGGUGAGGGACACAGACUUGAGAAGAGGAACAAGAAAUGUAACAUUCGAUCUGGAGAGUUUGAGAACUCUGGAGAAAGGAAAAGAUCAGAGCAAGGAGAAGAGGGAGGAGGACAAGAUGAUCUCUAGAGACAAGGAGAAAGAGAGAAUGAGAACACACAAAGCUAAAGUCCAGUCAAGCCGAUCACUGAAAGUUAAACUAAACUUGAACCCGCUAAGAAAAAGCAAAGUCCAUCCUAAGAGGAAAACUGAGCAGGGCUACUCAGAGAAAAGCAGCUCAAAGAAGAGUACAGAUAAAAGGCAGGAUGGAAAAGAAAGGGGAGAGAGGAGAGGGAAAGGGAAGUCUGUUAAAAAGACUGAGGGUGAUGCAGUUGCAUCUGCUGCGCUGCUGCAGCAGGAGUGCCUGUCAGGGCAAGGAGGAUCAUCCCCAAGGAGGAAGCUGAAGCUGGUGCUUCCUGAGAAGACAUCCAGCCGGCCACCCACCGCACUGGAGCGCAAAAUACGCUAA
Acanthopagrus latus (yellowfin seabream) is the source of this 2292-nucleotide messenger RNA. It is a transcript of the gene lrrc53, whose product is annotated as leucine rich repeat containing 53. The record is from RefSeq and is a predicted model, not a curated record. The transcript has 8 exons. Gene Ontology annotation, cellular component: plasma membrane. Gene Ontology annotation, molecular function: protein binding. The coding region runs from base 1 to 2292 and encodes 763 amino acids. Lineage: Eukaryota; Metazoa; Chordata; Actinopteri; Spariformes; Sparidae.